This is a messenger RNA of Schistosoma mattheei, 2327 nucleotides long. Lineage: Eukaryota; Metazoa; Platyhelminthes; Trematoda; Strigeidida; Schistosomatidae. The record is from the annotation of a GenBank genome assembly.
CUCACAACAAGCAACUGACAUUUUUAAAAGCAUAGAAACCCUUAUCAUGAGCGAAUUAAUACGACUAAUCAUUCAAAAGCUGAAUGACGAGCCAUUUAACAGGAAUUUUAACUUAAUAUCUUUCGAUUCGCUUGAACCUGUCCGUCUUCUACAGGUUCUGAAUGAUGUUCUUAGCGAAAUAGAUAAUAAACAUAAAAUCGAUAUCAGGGAGGAGCCUCCUGAUAAGAUGGCUGUCAGAAUGUUUGAAGCUUUCAGGGUGCUUAGGUAUAAAUUACCAACCGAUCCAGAAAAGCUGAGCUUAUUUCGCCAGGGUUUAGUAACUGGAGAUAAAAUUAUCAUAUACUCUCUUUUGGAGUGGCUUCUCACUAGAAUGUCUGAGUUGAAAAAGCGUGCAUAUUUAGCCCAAUAUCUUGUUAAAGUCAGUAUUCCCGUGGAUUUUAUGCAGGAUGAGGAAAUAGCAGGACUUUAUCAACAAUAUGAAAACUCGAUUGAAAACUUCAAAGAAUGUCAUAGAAAGUUUGAAAGUGUUAAAAAUGGCGGACUUACGACCGCAGAAGUGAAGAAAGAUAUUUCGGCGAUGCAAGAGGAAAAGGACCAGUUACUCAGACGAGUAGAAAGAAUGAAAAAGAAACUGGAAGCUUUUCCUACCAGUAAUACAAUGCUAGAAAUGGCGAAAAGGUUGCGGCUAGAGCGGGAAAAGGAGACCAAAAUAUCUAAACAAAUGAGGGAACAGAAGUCACUAAUUGCGAAUACAGAUCAACGUAUUCAAAUCACUCAACAACAACUUAAAGAAUUAAGAAAAACUACAACUAAUUCGACAGCAACAGCAUUAAUACAACGUGUUGAGGAAGAAACAAAAGUUAAUCAAUAUAUGCUAUCUGAAAAACUGCCUAAAGAAUUAUUAAAUAUAAAGACCUAUAUUGAAAAUGUAACAAAAGUUGUUUCACAACCAGCUAUGAAUCAAUCUUUUCUUGAUCAACUUAAUCAACAACUACGUGAUGCAAAUUCUGAAUUAAAUAAACUAAUAGAAAAACGUAUGAUUUCAAAUGAACCAUUUGAUGAUAAAAUUUCAUUAUUUCGUCAGCAAGCUGCUAUUGUAAGACGUAAAAAAUUAGCAGCAGCUGAAACAUUAACAACAACACGUGAUAGGCUAUCUGAAUUGAAUAAUCGUCUUGAAGAAAUGAAAAAUCAAUUGGGUGUAUCAACAACUAUUGAUCAGAAUGGAGAAGAUGGCAAUGGGAUUACAAUAAAUAAGGCGUUAGAUCUAUCCUGUUUAAAGACUGAUGAAUUUCAACGAUAUGUUGCAAAACUUCGUAGUAAAAACACAAUAUAUAAGCAAAAACGUGCUCAAUUAAGUGAGUUACGCGCAGAAAAAGGAAUACUGUCGAGAACUGUUGAAAUAUUACGUAAUGAAGAGAAUGAAAUGAAAACAUUAUUGGCUAAUGCAGAAUCUGAACAUGGUACGAAUGGUUAUUGGGAAACUCAAACAAAUUUAGGCAAAAUUUCUGAAGAAAUGUCACUGUCAAAUGAACUAAAAGGUACUACACUAGAAGAGAUGUCAAAAAUUAUUCAACAACUAAAUAAUCGAAUCAAUACUAAACGUACACAACUAGCCCCAAUCAUCCGAGAACUUCGACAAUUAAGACAAAGAGCUCAGGUGAUUUCAUUCAUACUAAUAAUUCUUGUAGUAUUUUAGUGGAGAGUUUUUUGGAGUUUAUUUAAAUUUUAAUGUUGGUAUUCAUUAGACAUCAGUCUAAAACAUCGAUAAGUCUAUACAGACACAAUGGUUCAAAUGUGAUACAUUGUCUACGACGUUCUAGAUCCCUGUAAUACACGAACACUCAAAUGAGAGACAACCAAAUUAUGUUUAACACAAAAUUACAGAAUAUCUUCGUAAAAUAUGAAAACUAUGCAUUAAAUAGUUCAUUCCCAAAUAUCCCAUCAGUAGUCCUUUACAUUCUGUAUGAUUCUUUCAAUUCAUUCCUAGACUCAAGCCUUAGCUAGUCCAUAUUGUCUAAAUUUAUCAAAAUUGCCUCACUAAGAAAAAGCAGAAGUUCAAUAUUUUCAGGUUUGUAUUAAUUAUGUAAACUGACGUCGAACUGUGACGAAGAUUACCUUAUAAAAAUUGUUAACAGAUCUCUCUUUUCAUAAAUGAAUUGAAAGAAUAUGAAGACGUAAGUUGUAAGGUAUCUCACAAAGAAAUAUGUAAUCGUUUUCCUAACAGUGCGUAAAUAUAUGACUGAAGUCAAUUUCAUUCUUAUCAUUAUGUCACAAAGUAAUAUGACGAAGUGAUGAAAUUCAUGUUUUGAUAAACUAUUGAAUUCUUU